This is a messenger RNA of Pollicipes pollicipes, 2927 nucleotides long. Its product is annotated as biorientation of chromosomes in cell division protein 1-like 1. Lineage: Eukaryota; Metazoa; Arthropoda; Thecostraca; Pollicipedomorpha; Pollicipedidae. The coding region runs from base 18 to 2927 and encodes 969 amino acids. Gene Ontology annotation, cellular component: Set1C/COMPASS complex. The record is from RefSeq and is a predicted model, not a curated record. The transcript has 7 exons. Gene Ontology annotation, biological process: replication fork processing.
UUGUCGCGAAUGUCAAGAUGUCCCACAUAUUGCCACCUCACAUGGAUUUCCCAAGUCUUGAAGAGACAACAGAUAAGAUUGUAAAUGAGUUGAAGUCAAGAGGUAUUUUUGACUCGUUUCGAAAAGACUGCCUGGCUGAUGUUGAUACCAGGCCUGCAUACCAGAACCUGCGACAGCGUGUUGAGAAUACUGUCACCACGUUCCUGGGCAAGCAGAAAUGGACGCCCGGCAUGAACCGGAACCAGUUACGGGAAAGGCUGCGAAAGCACCUCACAGAGUCUCGGUUUCUGGAGAUCGGCGUGGAUCGCAUUGUAGACCAGGUGGUCGACAGAAACAUCUACAGCACCUACAUGCCGCAGAUCCACCAGCUGGUCAAUGAAACUCUCGAUGUCAAGGACGAAAAAGAGAAAGUCGACGACGACGUAGAGAUGGAGGACGUGGCAGUGCCGCUGGCUGACGGCAACACGUUCGGCACGUGGGCCAACCAGUUCCACGCGCGCGCGCCCGAUCCGCGCCCGGAGCGGGCAGGCGGCGCUGGCGACAGCUCUAUGUCCAUCUCAUCGGUGUCCAACGAGUCGGCGCACUCACCGAGUGAGGCCGACAGUCCUGACAUUCGCGCCCAGAUGAGCCCCCUCUCCGACGACGGCAAGCAGGGCUGGGGCUCAUUUCUGGGCAAGGCCGACGGCCUCGACUUCAGCGGUAUCAUGCACCGCGUCGACCGCAUCGACCCGGCCAUCGAUCAGAUGAUCAAGCUGGAGCUGGAGACAGAGGUCAAGGAGAGCGAGCUGAGCAAGCGCAGCAGCUCCAACAACUCCAACAUGUCGCUGGACGACGGCGAGGCGGCCAACGCGCGGCCGCCGCUCGACCUGCACAGCUUCGUCGGCCCGCCGGAGGACACGGAGGAGAGCCAGGACGGUGCGACACGGCGCGCCGUCGAGCUGCCCGGCCACCGGCACAGCCGCGGCGCGCCGCGGCCGCCGCGCGACGAGUACCGCGACCGCGACCGCGACCGUGCGCGUCGCGACCGCGACCGCGACCGCCACGACGACGACCGGCAUCGGCGCGAGCGGGACCGCGAUCGGGAGCGAGAGCGAGACCGGGACCGUGAACGCGACCGAGACCGGGACCGGGAUCGGGAUCGGGACCGUGAUCGGAAUCGGAACCGGGAUCGGGACCGUGACCGCGAUCGGGACCGGGACCGACGCGAUCGCGAGCGUGACGAUCACGAACAGCAACGCGAGCGCGGUCGGCACUACCAGCGGCGUGACCGCGACGACGAUGGCGCGGCCGACCACCGGGCGCCGGCGGGCCGUAGCGGCGGCGGCCGCGGCCACUAUUGCCGCGGCCAGGGCCGGGAGGAGGGGCGCGGCGGCUCGGGCGGAUCUGGCCAACGCCACCACAGUUACGGCAGCAGCAGGAACGAGCGAGUGGCCGGGGAGGGAGAUGCGCUGCACGAUGACACACUGGCCGUGGAGGUCGAGAACGAGGCCCAGACGGAGGUCAAGCCGGAGGUCAGGGCGGAGGUCAAGGUGGAGAUCAAGACGGAGGAGAAAGCGAAGGCGAAGGCGGGGGUGAAGAUGGUCACGAAGUGUAGGGCGACGGUAGGGAAGGGUGAGGAGCCGUUGGGCAAGAGGGACUCUGUGGGCGCGAGCACAUCGUCGUUGGCACGGAAGAGGUCGUCUGGGAAUUCGACCUCAUCCAGCGACACCAAGGCUUCAGAAGACGGUAAACCCUCCUCCGACCGGGAGGCGGUGGAAAGGAGGCCGCCACUAUCUAAAAAGUCUGGAUUAACGUCUGAAAGUAGGACGUCAUCCUCCAGUAGGCUUAGAUCGUCUUUGGACAAGCCGUCCACAUCAUCAUCGUCAUUGAACAGGCCAUUAAUGUCUAUCAAGAUGGAUCGUCCGAUGAGCAACAAGGAGUCACAUUCUAGCAAUAAAUCGGUGCUUGCAGAAAAGCCAGCUGCUUCAAGCAAACUGUCAUCGUCAUCUGGCAUUGGGUCAUCCUCUUCAAAGAAGUCCGAGUUAUCAAAACCAAAACAUCGCACGAAAACAUCUACCGACCGAGAGCAGUCGCAGUCAGGGAAAGCGACUGUGUCAUCUGUCGAAAAGCCCCACGCAAACAGCGCCGUACCAAGUCUCACCAUCAAGUUUUCAUGCAUUAAGUCCACGCCAUCAUCAUCUGGCACAAAAUCUUCAUCCCACGCCAAAUCUGCAUCUUCACCUGUCAUUCGCACCCUCCCCGCGACUAAACCCGAUUCAUCUGCCGUCUCAACCGCCGCGCUGCCCGGCCCGGACGCCAAGGACCGCAUGGCGCUGCUGAUGGAUAAGUAUGCGCCGCACCUGCGCGAUCGGUUCCGGCGCGCGGCGGCCAAGCCGGCGCGGCGGCACGCGUACCACGGCGAGCGCGAGCGGCCGGUGUCGCCAUCACGGCGGCCGGCGGUGCGGCAGCUACGACGCGCGUUGGCGGAGCCGGACACGCUGUCAAUCAGCUCGGUGGAUACGGCUGAUCUGUCCGACUUCGACGACCGACUGGAGCUGGAGCUGGAGCUGACGCCUCCGGAGCGCGCUGCCUUGCUGCGCAUCGGCUGGCGGCCGGCGCCCGACGACGAGCCACUCAUCGAGCUGUGCGACGGCGAGGACAGCGUCGAUUCGGGCUUCAACCGCUCGGACGCGUCGUCAUCGGCGUCGGCCGGCUCGGCAGCGCGACUGGCGGCGCCCGACGCCGAGCCGACGCCCGAGCCAGCGUCGGGCCGCCGCCGCCGUAAGGUCGACUACAUCGCGCUCAACUCGGGCUUGGACGGCGAGGCGGCGCUUGACGGCGAGGAGUGGCACGCUAGCGACAAGGAGAACCUGGACGGCCUGACGCGGCUGCGCGACCCAGGCGCCGCCGGCGACUCGGUCCGGAUCCGGCCCAACCUGACGAUAUGA